Cyprinodon tularosa is the source of this 1679-nucleotide messenger RNA. RefSeq names its product Kazal-type serine peptidase inhibitor domain 3 (gene kazald3). The record is from RefSeq and is a predicted model, not a curated record. Gene Ontology annotation, cellular component: extracellular region. Bases 343 to 1239 code for a protein of 298 amino acids. NCBI's taxonomy places the organism in Eukaryota, Metazoa, Chordata, Actinopteri, Cyprinodontiformes, Cyprinodontidae. The transcript is spliced from 4 exons. Gene Ontology annotation, molecular function: insulin-like growth factor binding. Gene Ontology annotation, biological process: regulation of cell growth; regulation of signal transduction.
CUGAACCUCAGACUCCGUCUGACCCAAACCGCUGCUGGACCUCUUUCUUCUGGCUCCACUUUUUCUUCUUCUGGACGUUUCGUUCUGUUUUCCAGAACCGGUCUUUUUAUCUCCUGGUUCUGUUUCAGCUUUUUUAUUCUUUAGUUUUGUAGAAUUUUGUUUCUGUUUUCUCAUCUUUCCAGGUUUUGGAUCCAGAUUGGUUCUGUGUUCUGGGAAUUCCUCUGAGGUUUGUGUUUGUGGACUUGAGUGGAAUGUGUCUGUGGGUCUGACCAUCGAGAACCUCGCUCAGAACCUUCAUCAUCUCACGGGAGCUGAACAGAACCAACAUUCAGGGAUACAGAGAUGCUGGUUCUGUUCCUCCUUGUUCUGGACCUGCUCUCCUCCAGGGCGGCUCCACCGGUCCCAUCCUCCAUCCCAGACCCCCUUCUGGAAUACGUCCCACCGGAGAAGGAACUGGUAGACGGCUGGAUCCAGAGCAGGAACAGAACCGGCACCAGAACCACCGGAUUAGAGGGCUGCGGACCGUGCAAUCCGGAGCUGUGUCCGCAGACCCGUGGUUGCCGGGCCGGACUGGUUCUGGACUCCUGCGGAUGCUGUCAGGAAUGUGGGAACCUGGAGGGCCAGGCCUGUGACCCGGGGCCCCUAAAUGUGUUCUACGGUCUGUGUGGAACCGGGCUUCGGUGCCAGGCGGACCCGGGGCCCGCUGCAGGAGGAGAGGAUGAAGAGGAGGUGUGUGUGUGUGAGCAGCAGGAGGCGCUGUGCGGCAGCGACGGAACCACCUACAGGAACAUGUGUCGGUUCAGAGAGGCCGCCUUCUCCGACCCGGAACUCCGAACCGUAGGGAGGGGUCCCUGCCGGACAGAGCCUGUGAUCAAGGUUCCCCCUCGGAACCAGGUGAACCGUUCUGGCAGCAGUCUAGUGUUCCUCUGUGAGGUCUUUGCCUUCCCCAUGGCUCUGGUAGAGUGGAGGAAGGAUGGACGGGACGUCGUCCUACCAGGAGACGACCCUCACAUCUCUGUCCAGUCCAGGGGUGGUCCUCUGAGGUUUGAGCUGUCCAGCUGGCUGCAGAUCGAAGGGGCGGAGCCAGGUGACUCAGGGACAUACCGAUGCACAGCAAAGAACAAUCUGGGAUCUGUUUCUGCGUCCGCUGUACUGGGAGUACUGGGGGAAGAUGAGCUGUCCUCGUACUUGUCCCGCAGUGCGUCUGAGAUGAAGCAGUUGAUAGACGACUAUGACUAAGACUACCUCUGACUGGUGUGACAUCACUUCCUGCUAGCUGACGUGGUGAAAGCAGGAUGUUGGGCUUUUAUUUUGGUGGGGCAGCUGUAUCUGUUCAAUGUGUUGCAGUUUUUCAGUCAGCUGCUCCUCAUAGGAUGAACUUUCCUGAUGAAGCUCAGUUUAUUUUAUUUUUUUAAUAAAAGCCCAAACUGAUGGAGGCGGAGUUUGCUGAUCUGGUUAUUAGAUGGAAACGCCUCCUGGGUGAUUUCUAGGAGGUGCCGCCUUCAUCCAGGUAAAUCCACUGGGUUCCAGUUCCCAUCAGGAUGCAGGGAAUGUUCCUGCCAUGCCUCAGUUUUGGGUUUGUCAGACGAAUAAGAUGGAUGAUCUGAUGAUGAACCAGCUGACUGUCAGAAACGAGCUUCUGUAAUAAGGUACAAUAAUAAACUACAGAUGAUACUGAA